UUAAUAUAUUUUCUAUCAAUCAUUUGAAUACAUAUUUAAUGUUUAGUAAAGUUAUAAAAAACAAUUAGUGAAAAAAUAUAUAUUUUUUUAAAAUUACAAUAUGAACAUCACGUGCGGCCACUUAUUGCGUGUGGCCAGAGGUCAGACACUGGCCGGCGCCAUAUCGGUGCGUUACGCGCGCGGCAUCAAGCCGUGGAACAUCGGUCCCGAAGGCGCGUGGAAAAAGGCACGUAGUAGGAAAGUGAUCAAGAUUGAAUUACCCGAUUUCAACGAAAUGAGACUCGAAGACAAACUGUCACCCGAAGAGAUCCGGUCGCGACUCAAGGAGAAAGGUGUGGCACCGCCUCGGAUGUACAAUGAACGCGAACUGACAAUCACCAGUACAAACGGUAUACUUGACCCGUAUGUGCCGCCUGAAGGCGACGGCAAGGCAUCAAUAAUAUCGGCAACAGGUGCCAAACAGCGUAUGGAUCAGUUGACCAAAAAGGGCAAAUCUAUGUUAGCCAUACGUAAGGUCCGAACCUAUGAGGACGAACUCGACUUACCGACCUUUGCCGAGAAUGCUCUCGAUCUCUACGUGAAGGCCCACCGGGCGUUAGCCGAUAAAGAGUGGGAUCAAUUGCACGACUUUGUGACAGAACACGCGUUCCCGCAGAUGACACACAAGGCAGACCUGAAAACAAUUCGGUGGCAAUUCAUUAACAGUAUUGAGAAGCCAACUGUGGCUCACGUCAGGACACUGGACGUGUUGUCCAAGAAUAAUCUGUUUGCACAAAUCACUGUACGAUUACAUACCCGACAGAUACUGGCCAUCUAUGACCGCUUCGGUAUUCUGAUGCACGGAAGCGAAGCGGUAGUCAAAGACGUAUUGGAGUACGUGGUGUUUGAGAAACAUUUGGCUAAUUUGUACGGUAAAUGGCGAUUGCAUGCAAAGAUUGUGCCGAAUUGGAUGCCACCGAAAGAGCCAAUCAUUAGAACUUUUGUGUCACCGCCAGCACUGCCACCUAAAACGGAAAGAGAGAUCCUAUACGAAAAGGACGGUAUAAUUUCUGACCAGAAAUCCAAAGAUAAAGACGAUUCGAAACAAAUCGGUAGCGGCAGUGACGGCAAACAUACCGGUCCUCAACCGGCAAUCGCUUAACAUAUAGUCAAA
Messenger RNA from Oppia nitens, 1153 nucleotides. RefSeq names its product probable 39S ribosomal protein L45, mitochondrial (gene mRpL45). The record is from RefSeq and is a predicted model, not a curated record. Gene Ontology annotation, cellular component: mitochondrion. The transcript is spliced from 2 exons. NCBI's taxonomy places the organism in Eukaryota, Metazoa, Arthropoda, Arachnida, Sarcoptiformes, Oppiidae. Bases 101 to 1141 code for a protein of 346 amino acids.